This is a messenger RNA of Pyricularia oryzae 70-15, 458 nucleotides long. RefSeq lists its product as uncharacterized. The coding region runs from base 88 to 351 and encodes 87 amino acids. The record is from RefSeq and is a predicted model, not a curated record. NCBI's taxonomy places the organism in Eukaryota, Fungi, Ascomycota, Sordariomycetes, Magnaporthales, Pyriculariaceae. The transcript is spliced from 2 exons.
UCUAUACUGCGCUGCAAAGAAACAAAAGUGCCGCCAAUCUUGACAAUUCCUCCCUUUGAUUUCCCACCCAACUUCAAGUCCACGACAAUGCUCUUCAAGACGUUUCUCAUCAGCCUUUUGGCCCCGGUGGCACUUGGCCUCGCUGUCCCUGCCAAGCGUGGUGACGACCACAUGAACCUACCCAAUGUCGACCUCAACCGUCUGGAUGCCCCCAUCAUCGACGAACACGUCAACUUGCCCAACGUCGACCUGAAUAGGCUCGACGCCCCCAUCAUUGACGAGCAUGUCAACCUGCCCAACGUUGACCUCAACCGGUUGGACGCCCCCAUCCUGGACGAUGAGUCGUACUAGGGAGGCUGCUACCCCUGGAUGGAUAGAGACCAUGUCAUGACAGGAGUGGAAGGAUGUAUGCUAUGAAUUGAAGUGCAAACCUGUGUAAGGGCAUGCGGACCAAAGAG